AUGACCCGCGUCAAGGACACCUACGAUCGAAAGACCUUUUCCCGACAGGAAUGGAAAGAAUACGUUCUGGAGUCCGCACUUCCAUUUGACGUUACAGGAGCUGCUUCCAGUGCACCUACUGGCUCGGACUCGCAGCUAAAGCGAGCAUGUCCAGAGCCUUCAAUAGCUCACCUGCUUCUCAACUACUUUGUAGUGAUGAGUUACGAAGAGUCUAGCAUUCGAAUGGCCAAAGAGCUGGGAUACGUUCGCAACAACAAAGACGCCUCCACAUUCAAUAAAAUCUACAAAAUCAGAGAACGAGCAAGCGUACGAGAGCUCAUAAAGGCCGGGAGGAUUUUGGAAGCCAUUGAAAAAAUAUACACGGAGUUUGGGGUGCAGGUCUUCGAGCCCAAUCGAUCGAACGCUGAAGACGGAAUGAAAGGUGAUAGCGACGACGAUGACUUGCAUUUCGAGCUGUUAUUGCUGAACCUCAUAGAAAUGAUCCGGAGACAUCAUCAGAGCGGUGCAUCUCCAGAAGAGUCUAGCGAAUUCAUUUUAGAGCUCAUCGAGUAUUCCCAGGAAAGGCUAGCGCUCAAAGCGGACUCAAACACACAGUACAUGAAAGAGCUGGAACUUGUGAUGACACUUCUGCUUUUCCCCAUGGAGAAAAAAGUUUCUGAGAAGGAGUCUGAAAGGGUCUUGCCUAAAAGUCUGCGCAACCUGUACUCCCUCUCCCUGCGCACGAAGAUCGCGGACUCAGUCAACAGGAAGUUGCUGGAGUCAAUACACUCUCAAAUUUCAAUGGCCAAUGCAGACGGCAAGUUUCCUGACCUCGUUGGGCUCAAUACGGCGGCGCACCAGGCCGUCGCCAGCUACAACGGCAUGUUCGUUUCUAAUAACGACGAGGACGUUUGCUUUGAAACCCCGUCUCACAAGCCAAAUGACCUACGCUCCAAUACGCAAACCCCAUUGGCAGAAAGGCCUUGGCAGCAUAGUGCAUGGAAAGCCACCAGCCGGCUCAUUAAACAGCAAGAACGGGAACGCAACCCCAUCGGGGAGAACACAUCUUCGGAAGACUACAGACACGUCGAGUACGAGGCGAGACUCAUACAAGUCAUGAAGCUGUGGGCGUGGUGCGAAAAUCAACUGCACAAUUGCGGGGUGGGCGUUCCUCGCGUCGAGGGCGGCGUUUAA
This is a messenger RNA of Lachancea meyersii CBS 8951, 1173 nucleotides long. The record is from the annotation of a GenBank genome assembly. Lineage: Eukaryota; Fungi; Ascomycota; Saccharomycetes; Saccharomycetales; Saccharomycetaceae.